Messenger RNA from Manihot esculenta (cassava), 1277 nucleotides. RefSeq names its product protein SRC2. Gene Ontology annotation, biological process: defense response. The record is from RefSeq and is a predicted model, not a curated record. The transcript has a single exon. Bases 236 to 1126 code for a protein of 296 amino acids. NCBI's taxonomy places the organism in Eukaryota, Viridiplantae, Streptophyta, Magnoliopsida, Malpighiales, Euphorbiaceae.
UCUGCAACCUUCCAUUAUAUUCUCUUCUCCACUGUUAACGGCGCCUAUCCAACGAAUCUUCGUCUUUCCCAUCGUUGAUUCCGCCUCCUCCUCUCUAUAUAUAAAGCCUGUUCCUUUUUCUAUCCCCCAUAUUUCCCAAUUCAAGAAUCUCCCUCGUCAAUUCAACAACUCUCAGUUUUUCCUCGUUUCUUUUCUGCCCAAUUCUUUAUUUUCUUGGUUGAUUUCACAAUCUGCCAUGGAGUGCAGGCCAUUAGAGAUCACUCAGAUCUCAGCCAAGGACAUUAAAGAUGUCAAUAGAUUCACCAAGAUGGAUGUCUAUGCUGAGGUUUCCAUCAAGGGGGAUCCUUAUAAUUCUAAGCAGAAACAGAAAACCCCUGUCGAUAAAGACUGUGGAACCAAUCCCAAAUGGAAUUUCCCCAUGAAAUUCACCAUCCAUGAAGGUUCUGCUCAGGAUAACCGCCUCAUCCUCGAAUUCAAACUCAAGUCCGAUCGUAGCCUCGGCGAUAAGGACAUCGGUGAAGUACAUGUACCCAUCAAGGAGCUGAUGUCUCAGAAAUCUGGAGAUGAGAAAACGCAGAAUGAAGGUAACGUCAGCUAUGGUGUGAGGACUCCUAAUGGCAAAAGCAAAGGUACUUUGUAUUUCUCCUUCAAAUUCGGAGAAAAAUUCCAGGCUCCGUUGCAGGAGAAGGCGAAGAAGGUAGAUGAGCCCGUCAUGGCGUAUCCGGUAGGGUAUCCUGGCGCAGGGGCUAGUGGAAGUUCCGCCUAUCCGCCUCCAGGUGCAUAUCCGCCACCGCCUCAAUACCAUACGGAAGCGGUUAAGGGACAAGCUGCAUAUCCUUAUCCUUAUCCGCCUCCAGGGGGUUAUCCACCGCCUCCACAACAAGCAUACGGAGGGUAUCCUCCUGCUGGCGGGUACCCGCCAGCAUAUGGGUACGGCGGAUAUCCGCCGGUGGUGCAGCAACCGCAGAAGCCGAAGAAGAGCGGUAUGGGGAAGUUGGGCUUGGGAUUGGGAGCUGGGUUACUUGGUGGGUUGCUAGUCGGUGAUAUGAUUUCUGAUGUUGGAGAGAUGGCCGCGUACGACGCAGGAUAUGAUGCUGGCUUCGACGACGGUGGCUUUGAUUUCUAGGUCCUUUUUUUUUAAUAUUUAUAAAUUUUUUUUAUUUUCUCGUUUGAAUGAGAGAGAUGCAGAAAUUUAUUGUAUAUGAUGGAGGCUCUGUGUCUUUAUAUUUAUAAAUAAAAAUCUACAUUAUUGUCUGCAGAAAUAACUGCAGUGCUCA